GUAAUGACUGCAGGAAAGCCUUUCCUCAGAGCCCACAUCUUACUCUACAUUACGGUAUCUACUUAUAAAAGAAACCCUGUAAUUUAUUGAACGUGGUAAAGCCUUUAAUCAGAGCUUAAGUUUUAUUCAACAUCAGAGAAUUCAUUCUGGAGAGACACACUGUGAAAAAUGUCAUGAGUGUUGGAAGGUCUUCAGUUAUAGUUGAAAUGCAGAGAAUUCAGAUGGGAGAGAAACUGGCUCUAGUAGAAGUGGAAACGCUCUCUGCCCUAGGUCAAGCUUUACAGCGACAUCAAAGAAUCCAUUUCAGGGAAGAAUCCUAUGAAUGUAAUGAACACGAGGGAACCUUCAGCUAGACUUGUGUGAAAGAAUCUGCUUUGUGAAAAAGAGAUAAAAACUUGAGCAACUGAGGAUCUCUGAGUAUUUAUUUUGUGAUGCGAAGCUGCCAGCUGGUCCUGGUGUGCGCUCCCUUGGUUGAGACAUUUCUUCAGUGAAUAAUUGAUCAAUUGGUAAACCUGGAAGAAAGUUUGUCUGCAGUUCUUUCCUCUGUCUCAUCAGAAGUGCCGCACCAGUUGGAAAAGCACUGGCCGCGCGUCUCAGAAAUGCGUGGAAGCAUCAUGACUUUUUGUGCCUAUGCCUAACCAAAACCAGUCCAAAGAAUGGUAUUGAUUUCAUGGACUCGUUUGCUGAGUGCCACCAUGCUCUACACACUGCUGUUUUGAAAUCUGCUUUGGUUGGACUCUUUCCAAGGAGGUCCUCAGAAAUUAGCUGAGGUAAUGGGAUAACUCGGCAGGCCUGGGCUGCCCAGACUCUGCACAUUCCCAAGAUUUUCAAGACUGGCCCUUGGCCAGCUCCUGGGGGAUAACCUUUUGAGCCCUCGGAAUAUCUUGUCUGGGAAGAGUAUCAUUGUAUAUGUGAGGCCCUGGGGCCGUACCAGCUCUGGCCCUCUACCCCAGAAAACCUCUCCUCUCCUGAUUUGCACCAGAAGCUGCUGUAGUAUUGUGAGAUGGGGACUGAGAACAAGGAGGUAAUUCCCAAGGAAGAAAUUUCUGAAGACUCUGAGCCCCAUGGGGCCAUAUUAGACAAACUUCCAAAGGUGGUUUACCAGGGUCAUGAGUUUGGAGCAGCAGGUGAAGAAGACACGUUGGAGGGGUGUUCCAGAGAGUCCGCAGAAGAGAUAUUGGAGCCGACGUCUCCUGAGGAGAGAGACUUUGCAUCAGGGCUGAUAAUCUUUAAGAAAUCACCCACACAUGAGAAAGACCAGGAGAGUAGUGAGAGCAGGAGAGUCUGCAGGCCCAGCCUGAACCUGCCGGCGCAUCGUGGGGAGGCUGCAGCAGAGGCGCUGGGCAUGUUCGCUGCUUCUGGCCAGGACUUCGCAGAGAGUUUAGGACUUAACAAAACACAUAGAGGUUCUGUGGGAGAGAAGCCUCAUACUUGUAAAGAAUGUGGGAAAGCCUUUAAUCAGAAUUCACAUCUUAUUCAGCAUAUGAGAGUUCACAGCGGAGAGAAACCCUUUGAGUGCAAAGAGUGUGGAAAAACAUUCGGAACUAACUCAAGCCUUCGAAGGCACCUAAGAAUUCACGCUGGAGAGAAGCCCUUUGCCUGUAAUGAAUGUGGAAAGGCCUUCAUUCAGAGUUCACAUCUCAUCCACCACCAUAGAAUUCACACUGGAGAGAGACCUUAUAAAUGUGAAGAAUGUGGUAAAGCCUUCAGUCAGAAUUCAGCCCUUAUUCUUCAUCAGAGAAUCCACACUGGGGAGAAACCAUAUGAAUGUAAUGAAUGUGGGAAGACCUUUAGGGUGAGCUCACAGCUGAUUCAGCAUCAGAGAAUUCAUACUGAGGAAAGGUAUCAUGAAUGCAACGAGUGUGGCAAAGCCUUCAAGCAUAGCUCAGGCCUUAUUAGACACCAGAAAAUUCAUACUGGAGAAAAGCCCUAUCUGUGUAAUGAAUGUGGGAAAGGCUUUGGUCAGAGUUCUGAGCUCAUCCGGCAUCAAAGAAUUCAUACAGGAGACAAGCCGUACGAAUGUAAUGAAUGUGGGAAAACUUUUGGCCAAAACUCAGAGAUUAUUAGACAUAUUAGAAUUCAUACUGGUGAGAAGCCCUACGUUUGUAAGGAAUGUGGGAAGGCCUUUAGGGGAAACUCAGAACUUCUUAGACACGAGAGAAUUCACACUGGAGAGAAACCCUAUGAGUGCUUCGAGUGUGGAAAGGCUUUUAGGCGGACCUCUCACCUUAUUGUCCACCAGAGAAUUCACACUGGAGAGAAACCUCAUCAGUGUAAUGAAUGUGCCAGAACCUUUUGGGAUAACUCUGAGCUGCUUCUCCACCAGAAAAUUCAUGUUGGAGAGAAACCUUAUGAAUGUAGUGAGUGUGAGAAGACCUUCAGCCAGCAUUCCCAACUUAUCAUCCAUCAAAGGAUUCACACUGGAGAGAAGCCUUACGAGUGCCAAGAGUGUCAGAAGACCUUCAGUCGGAGCUCUCACCUCCUCCGACAUCAAAGUGUUCACUGUAUGGAAUGAUCUGCAAGCCAUGAGAGCUUUCUGCGGGAAAGCUGAAGUCAGACUUCCUGUUCUUAAUCUGCACCCCAAGUUCUCAGAUCAAGUGAAUGGACAGAACCUCUGCUGUUCUUCUGCUGAUUUUCAUUUAAACAGUUGGUCAAAAAGGAUGAGGCACUGCUAUGAACUAUUCAUUGAGAAGUUUCAAUGUACUGAGUUAAAUCAUAAAAGCUGUUUCAGGCCUUAAUUCUCCUCUGUCCCUUUUCCCCUCCCUUCCUCCCUCCUCCCCUAGUGGAUCACAAAAUGUGAGGGGUCCAUACCAGCCAUCUAGCCCAAAUUGUUACCAUUCAGGAAAAAUGGAGGAAUGUGAUUCCACCACCUCUUAGAAUGAGUUGACUCCUUGAAUAUUAUCCCCCGAAAUGUUAAAGUCAUGGCCUGAAGACACACCUCUCUCAUGUCCACUGUUUAGCAUUGGGAUAAUUCAGUAAGCUUUUAUUAGCUUCGAAAUCUUCCAAACAUGCUGUCAAGUUCUUUUAGAAGGUGGCAGCAUUGAUGAAGAAGCAAGAAGCUUGGGUCAUCUCACAUCUCCCGCUAGGCUUCCUCAGUCAUCUGAAGAGGGUGCCAUGAUGGAGGAAAUUGACAGGGAAUGGACAGGAUCGUAGGAGAAGAUCCUCAGAAUCCAGAGGGGCUGAUUAGCAAGGCCAGGGGAGAAACAAGUGAGGCCAGGCUACUGAGCAUGGACAGAAGCAGCACUCCCCACUUCAGGGCUGCUCAGGCUGACUGCUCCCAAGGACUCUGCUGCAUUCACUUUUGGCCCCAGCUCCUGCUGCUGCUGACAGAGCCUGUGUCAGAAAGUAGCAGAGAGGACUGUGCGGCUUCAUUGUCACCAGGGAUCUGGCCACAGGAAUGAGCCAGUCCACCUGACUGACCAGGGCCCUGCCUCGCCAAAGCACUUAAGCUCUUGUGACCUGGGCCCCACUGCUGGGAACCCUGGCUGAUAGGUCAGGAUGUGACAGCCUCUUUGCAGUGUGCGCUUGGCUUUGGAAUUCUCUUUCUUCAGUGUCUCUAUAUGAGUUCCCUGUGUUCUCCUAUGUGUUUUUUCUUCUUCAAGGAAACACAUCCUCAGUUCUUCACAUGUCAGUGUUUCUGAGGCAGUGGGUAGUAGGAAUUGCACUAGUGGGGAUCCAGCAGGCUUGGGGUGUGGUCUUAGAACCAAAUCUUGAAUAAGGCACUUCACCUGCUGGUCCCUAAUUUUCUCAUCUGUAAAAUUAGGGGAGUUGAACUAAAUGAUCUCAAGUUUCAACCAGCCCAAUAAUACCUAGAUUCUUAUUUGUAAAAAAAAUCUAACUAUAUAUCUUCAGUGUGCUAUUUUUAAUCUGUUUAUUACACUAAUACUAAUCACUAGUAUUUAUUGAAUUUUUACUUCGCCAGGCACGUGCCAGUUUACAUGUUUAUUUUCAUGGUCCCCCUAUGAUGUGGGUACUCUUUUUAUCCCUUUUUUAAAAAAAUUAGCUUUAUUGAAGUAUAGUUUACAUACUAUAAAAUUCACCUGUUUUAAGUGUUCAGUUGAAUGCUUUUUUGUUAAUUUACGGUGUUGCACAACCAUCGAUGAUGUGGGUAUUCCUACCCCAGUUUAAAAGAUGAGGGGCAUGGGAGAUGUCAAGUAACUUACCCAUGAUCACACAGCUGGUAAGUGCCAGAGCCAAGACUCCAGCCCUGGGCUGUGCUGCAGAUGGAUGCAUUACUGCCUUAUUCAAAGUCCUUUGCACAUUUUCUGUUCAUUAUUAAUUACUACAUGGAUUUGAAUAUAAUGGAUUUAAGUCAUGUUUUUGGAAACAUGAUUGGUCACAGCCAAAACCCACCAAGUAGGUUUAUUCUGUACCCCAAUAUGUGUCCCCCCAGAUUCAUGCCCUUGGCUUGAGAAAACGGCUGUACAAAUACAGUUAAUCACACAGUUUCCACUCCUUCCAGGUACCUCUGCCUCUAGUAGUCAGACUUUAGCAAGAGAAGUUCUUUAUACCCCUUUCCAUAGGGUGAUUCCAAGUGCAGGGUGCUCUCAUUGCUUUAUUCAGUGCUCAAGCUCAAAUUGAUUAUACCCGAACAUACCUUUCUCACCUGUCCUCUUACCUUCUGAUUCCUGUGUCUGAAUAUUUUACUUGCACCUUCAGCCCUUGGUAUAGAACUCGGCACCUCUGUAAGCUCCCCACAAAGGAUUCCCACACACAGACAUAUCAUUACUGAAGAAGCUCUUGUGUAGGAGCUGGGGGAGGGUUAUAUCCUAUGAGACAUUUUUUUCUCAGUAGUCCCUUCUUGGCUAAACUGCCACCAAAGAUUUUUCUCUUGGUCCUCCCCUCAGGGCCAGUCACCUCAGCUCAUUUUUCUUGCCAGAUACCCAGUUGCCCACCCCAACCCCCAGCUCCAUUACCUUCUUAAACACACUCUCAGCAAAAGAAAAGGCCCAUCAGGUAAUCAAUUCAUGGGAACUUUAGAAGGCAGUUUAAUGACCAACUUUUGUUGUGCCUGAGCAUAUUCUCCCGGGAGGGAGGUCUCAUACCUCAUUCUAAGAAAAAUCUUCCAACAUAUCUUCAUGCUUUCCCAAGAGAAAUUUUGGUGAAUGAAAUAAUUUCCACCUUGUUAUAUACAGUUUACACAUAUCCUGUAAGUUCAUUCUGCGCCCUUAUCCACCUCUCACCCAGCUGUCUCAGGAAGAUUUCUCUCUUGCUUGUUUUCCCUCUCCAGUUUACUUGGGAGCCAAAAUCUGACCAUAAUUAUGACUGGCAGUCAUAAUUCAGUGCAAUUAGAGUUCUACCAAGGAAAGAAAAGACGUGAAUUUUCUUCAUUUUAGACCCAUUAAAAAUACCAGAAUUCACAAUCUCAAAGACCCACCAAAAUGCCCAGAAAUAACCCUUCAGAAUUUUUGCAGCUACAUCCACAUACAUUUUCAUCCUUCUCUAAUUCAACAGUUUUACUGGUAUACUAACUCUUUAGGUAAAUAAAGCCUUUCUUCACAAUUUUACUGAUUUGAUGUAUUUCUAAGGUCUGUUAUUCCAAAGGACAUUGUUUCAUUUUGGUCUCAGUAUGAUUUUUUAUGCCAGUUUCCUGCCUUACCUUAAUCCCUCAACGUGUGCUGUGUUAGCUUCCAGUUUUGCAUAAGCUGUUCACUCAGCCCUUGAUCUACUUUGCUUGGUGAGAUCCUUUAUCUUUCAUAACAGGGCAAGUGUCACCUACUUUGUUUAGAUAGAUACAGUUUUUCAUGUUAACAACUUAAUGUAAGCUAUUAUGGAUCAUCUCGAUGGUCCAUUUAAAAAAAUCAUCUUGUUACUGAGA
Messenger RNA from Vicugna pacos (alpaca), 5818 nucleotides. NCBI's taxonomy places the organism in Eukaryota, Metazoa, Chordata, Mammalia, Artiodactyla, Camelidae. The record is from RefSeq and is a predicted model, not a curated record.